ACUGGGGCAUUCCGGGGCGGGGGAAGGUGUUAGGGAUGGGGCGUCGGGGAAUCAGGGACUGAGGUGCCAGGAGUCAGGGCUCGCUGAUAGAGCCAGGAAAAAGUGGAGAUGUGGGCGGCCCUGUCACAGGGGGAGUUGCUGGGGGGGGGGGUGCAGGAGACGGGAGGGGGGGGAGCUCUGCGUUCGGCGCCGCCGCGUCGGCUUCCUUGAGCCUGGCUGCGGCGGCUGCCUUGCUGGGAGGCGGCGGCUGCGGGAGGAGGAGGAUGGGGUUCCCGGCGGCGGAGGGCGCGGCGGCCGAGGCACUGGGCCGGGAGGACGCGGGAGGAUGAGGAGCCGGCAGGCGGUCCGGCCGCACCGCGCCGGGAGGAGGCGGGGGAGGCGGAGGGAGGCGGCGGCGGCGGCGCCCGGGGCAGCAGCCGCGCGGGGUGUGGGCCGGCGGGGGCGCGGGCGCGGGCGCGGGCGCGGGCACGGGCGCGGACGAUGAAGUGGAGCGUCCGCGGAGCCUGCGCCGCGCUCUCCUCCGGCCUUCUGCUCGCCUGCGCGCUCAGCGCCGCCGCCGUGGGGCUCAAGUGCUUCUCUCUGGGCUCCGAGCUCCGCGGGGAGCCCUUCCGCCUGGGCACCGCCGCCGGCGCUUUCUACUCGGGACUGCUGCUGGCCGCCGGCCUGUCUCUGCUCGGCUCCGCCCUGCUUUGCUGCCGGCCCAGGGACGAGAGCCCCGCGGGGGCGGUGCUGGUCACCGGGGCCGGGCCCGGGGCUGUGCCGGGCGUGCUAGGGGGCCCGGAGGCCGAGCCCGAGAGCGGAGCUGGGGAGGCCCGGGCUGGGGCCGCGAUCCCUGGGAGCCAGAACUUCCUCCUGCUCGGAGUCUUGGUCUUUAUGCUCGGAGUCUUGAGCGCCUUCGCCGGAGCUGUGAUCGACGGCGACACUGUGUCCCUGGUGGAGCGUAAAUACUCGCAUUACUGUCUGAAGCCGCGGGCCCUAGCCCCUGCCCCAGUCCCAGCUCAGGCGCGGGCUCGCAGCCCUUUGGACAGCUCCGAGAAUGCCCCAGCGGCAGCACUGGCCCCGGCUCCAGCCCCGGCCCCGGCCCUGGCCCCGGCCCCCGCCCCCGCCCGCAGCACCCUGGACAGCUCCGCGUCGGCCCAAUGUGAGAAGCUGAAGGAUUAUCAGAGAGGCCUCGUCAUUUCCACAGUCUUCAACUCCCUCGAAUGCCUCCUGGGUUUGGUGAACCUGCUCCUCGUUAAGAACUACAAGUCGUCUCAGGCGCGACGAGGACGGCGGGGCCGGCGGAGGGGCGGCCGGGGAGGGCGGCCCCGCGGCGGCCCCGGCUCCCGCCAACACGCGCCCGCGUCCCGGCAGCAGCGGCGGGGCCGGCGGGGCAAGCGGGGUGGGCGACGGCUGCUGCAGCGGCCCAGCGAAGGCUCCCUCUUCACCCCAGACGAGGCCGACCUCUCCUCCCCUGGCCGUAGCGGCGGCGGUUGCGGUGGCGGUUGCGGUGGCGGACUCUUUCCCGGGGCACGCCACGCCGUCUCCUACAUCAACGUGGGCGUCUUCCAUGCGUUCGACGAAGCGGGCGUGGAGGUGCGCUGCGGAGGACAUCCCUCGGUGGAGCUGCCGGGCUAUUCGCCCUCGGACCCGGACCUCCAAGUCUCCUACCCUUAUUGCUGCCGGCCUCCCCAUGAGGACGUCUAUCCCCGGGACCCAAGCAGGGCCAGCUGAGGCUCACUCUCCACAGCCCACCCCAAAGACUGGCCUCUCCAAGCCCAGAUCCGUGCCGAAGAAUCCCAUUUUUCAUCGGAAGGUGGGCAGGCUGGGGGAAGGGGCGUAGAGGGCUACUGCCUCCCGCCUCAAGGGAACAAGCCAGAUCAGCUUUUCUCUUGGCAUCUUCCAGGGUAGUCCUGGUGCGUGGAACCCCAGGAACCAUCCUUUGCCCGUCCCUCCACUGGCUCCUAGCCUCAUCCCGUUGUCGGUAGCAGAGGCUCUAGCCGCUGGCCACUUCUGUGGAGUUGGAUGCCUGGGAUGGGCACCAAGAAGGGAGUACAUUUGUAUUCAAUUUUUAUGUCUGGGGACUUUCCUCCUCUCCCCUCUGUCUGUUCGAUAUCCGGAUUCCGUUUUAAAGUUUACAAUAAAUGUUUAUAGGUUGGUAUAUCCAACCACAUUUCUCUUUAGAAAAUCGUUUUGGUCAAGGGAAGUCCCGGAGGCAGCCCAGAGCUACCCGAGGGCUAAGAGCAAGGCAGACAUAGAGGGAACUCGAAGCCGCCUCAAGAAGCGUCGGACCCUCCACUGGGUAGAGGAAGAGAGGGUCUUGUGUUUGCCUGUCUGGUGGAAGCCUGCUGUGUGACUGGUUGCACCCUCACCCCAGAGUGCCGUGAGUUACACUUUGGUUGGUGGGAGGUAGAUACACAAGACAACCUGCACUUUCCAAGAUAAAAGAAAAAUGAAGAACGACAUUUUUUUUUUGUACACGAAUGUGCCUGCUUUUGUUGACAAUUUCUUACUGUAAAAGCUUUCCAGUGAAUGGUGAAAAUGUUUGGUAAAUUUAUUGCAAUUUAAUAGCAGGAGUUUCCUUACUUAAAAAAAAUUGAAAUGCUAUUGGAGAAUUCCAAUUAAGAGAGUCAAAGGCUAUCUAUCUACGCACAAUCCGGUUUAGGAAAAGAAGGUGGGAUUCAGUCAGAAAUGGAUUAUUGUGAAAGUCAUCCAGCAGGUCUGUUCAGUGGGUUAUUUGCCUGAAUCCAGCCUUUCUUUUCUUCUCUUUUUCUUUUUCAAGUUGACUGUUGUGUGUGUGUGUCUGUGUGUGUGUAGACACUGACACGAGGUCCCAUACAUUCCUCUUUUGGAAGCCAGUUCUGGGUUUUUUACUGCAACGCAGAGCUUAUUUUUGGUUAACACAGAUGAACAAUUCAAUCCUAUUUUAGACAAUUGCAGUCAGUCUUUCUUGCAAAGACCAUCUUGAAUAUUACAGCACUUGAUUUAAAAUAUACCCCUUAAAUAGCCUUAAUUGCUGUGAAAUUCAUAAUCUUAAGUGAACAGGAUAUAUAUGUAAAUGUAUGUAUAUGUAUAUUACAAAUUAUAUGUCAAUAUACAUACAGGCAGACACACACAUACGAACUCUUAAGAGAAUGUUGGCAGAAAACUAUGGUAUUCUAAUUUUGUCACCAGAUAAAAUAUCACAGGACCCCCUCCUCCCCUAUAAGAUUGGUGUGCUAAGACAGGGCUAAUGGCCUUAAAGAUAAGCCCUACCAUAUCAGACUGAUAUAAUAUGAUCUCUGGUAUUUUUGAAGAGGCAUCAUCUGACCUGAAGCAGGAUAGUGUGGAAAGAGGACUGGAUGUGGAAUCAAAGUACCUGAAGUCAGAGGACCUGGGCUCCCAUCAAAGAUCUGCUACUACUGAUUAUGUGACCUUGGGCAAGUCACCUCACCUAUGUGGACCUCAGUUUCCUCAUUUGUAAAACAAUUAACCUAGAUGACUCUUAAGGCCCCUUUCAGUUCUAAGUCCUAUGAUGCUAUUAUCCAAAGGGGACUUACUCUAGUCCCCACAGAGAAUGCUUAAUCUCUAAGUCUCCAUGCUAAUUGGCAGAAGCACAGCUAAGAUGGCAGAGGAAACCAAAAUACGAUGUGAAUCCUCAUUUGGGACCUCAUGGGGGCAAUACCAAUAGCAGUAAUUUAAAUUAAGCAAGCAAAGGGGAAAAAGUUGGGGAUUUUAUGUUUUGUGGUGCAUGGAGUUUGCUCUUUACUUUAAAAAAUAUAUUUACAAUGAAUGGAUAUUGAAGUAACAUAUAACCUGGGGAUCCUGGGAUCAGAUCAUACUUCCUGUGGAUAGCAGAAUGAUGGAUUUGGAACCAGAGGAUCUAGGUACAAAUCCCCAUUCUGCUUCUUUCUACCUGUGUGACCAUGGGUAAGUCAUAUCCCCCUCUGUGGGCCUGUUUCUUCAUCUGUAAAAGAGAGGGUUGGACUAGAAGACCUCUAAAGGAUGCUUCUAACUUUCAAUCUUCUCAAAUUGGGGCCAUCUUUGUUCAAAGAUUAGGUCAGCUUGGAUGCCCCCUGCUGGUGACAUUUGUUUGCUCCAUGUUAUAUUCCAUCAGAGUAUCAUCAUGGUCUGUCCAUGUCAGAGACCUGGAAAUGCUGUUCCUACAACAAUGGAGGUGGUCUUGGUGAAUCAGAUAGUUCAUUAACUAUGGAAGCCAAACAGGAAAUUGAGAAAACACCACAAAAUUGCAGCAACUCCCCUCUGUUCCAAAGUGGUCUACAUGGCACAAAAGGAAGGAGAGCUCUGUUAUUUACUGAUUCACUUGAUCAUAUAGGUAGAUGAGCAUAUUAAUGCAGACCAAUUGGAAUUAAGCUGAUCUCUGGCUGUCAGCCAAUAUCCAUCACAUUCAUAAGCUCAUUGGGUCAGUAUCCAUUUAGUAUUUUAGAGAUGCACACAAAAAAGAUGGAAGCAUUUGGUUUGUGGAAUUCAUCAAAUAUAGAUUCAAAUUUAUACUUCAUUUUGCUUGCAUGGACAGUAAAUGACUCAUAUCCUCCAGCCAUGUCUAUAUACUUAUUGUAUAUCCACCUUCUUGUUCACAUUGGUUAUGCCUUGCAUACAAAAAUCCGAUGUAACAAGCAAUUAUAAAGUACUUAUUAUGUGCAAGGCUCUGUGUUAGGUGCUGGGGAUACAAAGACAAUUUAAAAAGCCCACAGGGAGCUUAUAUUCUAUGGGGUAAACACAACCUAGAAAAGAAGGUAAGACCUUUGAUUCUGUUAGUAUAGGUAACUCACAGAUACAGAAACUCCUGCUACUAAUGCAGGUCAGCACGCUUUCUGUCACUUAUGGUCUUAGGACUCAAAAUGAAAACUUAUAAAAAUACACCAGUGGAUGUGGGAUUUCCUUGAUGUGAUUAUUCCCUCCAAACAGGAGGUUCAUCACCCAUCCCUGACUCUCCUGUCCUCCCAAAAGUUCAACACAAAAGAUUCAGUCAAUGUGCUGGGAGCCUUCAUCAACUUUAGUUAAAAGAAUGAGGAUUUCAAUGAACCACACAUGGAUAGGCUCGGUUUCAUAAAUUUAAGGAUUGGUAGCCAUAGAAUGUAAGCUUCUUGAGGAUAAGGCCCAUUUCCUUCCCCCCUGUAUUUCCAGCUAACUGCAACAGUGCCUGGCACAUAGUAGGCACUUAAUAAAUGCUUGUUGAAUUGGAUUAUGGUUCCACAGCACCAAAUAAGUAUAGACUCUCUGCCUUGGUCAAGUUCACACAACACAAAGUGGCAGUAGGGGUGGGGUACAACAUGGAACUGGCAAUCACCCAGUUGAUGUGCUCAGUUUAACAGUUAAUCUAGAGAGUGUCAGGGCCAAAAUGGAUGAUUUCACCAUACUCUUGGGUCAGCUAGAGAUCACACAUUGGAUGAUUGCUGGAAUUCCCUUGUUUUUUGUGCUCUGUAGACCCUUAUUAGACUUGGCAGAGUUUAGAUUUGAUAUUUAGUUGUAAGAUAAUCAUUUCCUAAUAUAAAAUUUCCCUCAUCCUUCCUGGGAAAAAUUGGUAUGAAGUGGAGAAAAGUCCAAUUUUUGGAAAGGUUGCUGAAUUGAGCUUGGACCCAGUGACUCAAAGAAUCCAUGUAGGAUUAACAUAAAAUGCUAAAUCUCAGUGUUUUGUUUUCUUUUUUGAUGUGCACAAUUUGUAUAACCUAAACUUGUCAAAUGCCUUAUGAAUCUUUCCAAGUUUGCAAUCAAAAUAUGUAAACUCAUUUUUUCAGUCUUUUCUUAGGAUAGCACACAUGUAUUUUUGGUUUACCAAUUAUCUCCAAACUUUGGUGGCCCAAAACUUUGGACAUGGCUGAUUUUCCCCUCUUAGCUCCAGAAACUGAAGUGAUAAAGGGGUUCCCAUAUGGCCCUCAAUGAUAGGGGCCUAACCACUAUAAUUUGUAGGCAAGUUAAAGAGAUUAAAUAGAACAGGCUCUCUACUUCAGUCUUUACAAGUAUGCUGGCAAAACCUGGGGUCAGUAGCUUUUACAUAUGAAAGUCCUGAUGGAUCUCUAAGUGGAAGGGAGAAGACAGAAAGAGGAGCUUAAGAGAUUGUCUGGGUUGUCCUUUCCUCUCUGGAUCUAAGAGAAAUUUAGUUCAGACAAGUCCAUGGGGCUAAUAGAGCCAACUAACACUUUAACGGGAAAUUUCAGUUCCAUGAACACCUAUUUCUAUUUUUUGAAGGCUGAUAUAGGAUCAGAAUAUCACCUUUUUUUCUUUUUUUAAGUUUUGCUCUGAGAAUCAAAUUUCCAAAUGUUCUGAUACUCAAAUUAUUCCAAAGACCAGUGCUCAGGGAAACCCCAUGGGAAAGGAUGAAAUCGGUCUGUUCUCAAUGGUUAGAAUUCUAGUUCCAGAUUUCAUAGAUGCCAAUUUUUUUUUAUUCAUGUCCAUUCUGCUCUGUUAUUUUUUCAGUCUGCUAUUAAGAAUCUUCACUUUAUGUUAAUCCAGUUAAUGAUAUCAGGAUUGUUACUUUUCUCCAAAUGGGCCUUUUUUCCUGUCACUUUUCCAGAAAUUUGUGAUAGCAAUGAAAGAUACAGAACUAUAUGAGACAUGUAUUAUCAAGUAUUUAUUGCAUAGCUCAUCAUUUAUAAAUUAGUAUUUUUAACCUUCAUGCUGUGGUUUGAGGCAGGGGUAAUAUUUCUCAGUUCAAAUUCAUAUGUUAUUUAUUCAACUAUGGAACAGCUGAAUUAGGGUAACAGGUAUGUUAUAUACAGACUUGGGAAAGUAAAUGUCAAAAAAGCCAGGCUGUUACAAAAUAUUGGUCAAAGAGAACAUCUGUGGCCUGAGACCCCUGGCAGUGCAGUAACCCCUUGAAGCUACUGGGGAACCAUUUCCAAUGAAACAGUGUUGAUGUAGGCAAUGGGUAUAUUUUGUUGCUUUUUUGACUGAAAAAAAAAAUCAGCUAAACUACCAGUUAUUUAAUUUAAAAAACCAAAGUGAUUGCCUAUUCAGUGUCAUGUACACCAAACAAGGUUAGCUGAUUGGAUCUCUGUCCUACCCUCAUUAAUUAGUGUCUCAAUGUUGUGUUGACAGUCAAGUGGUAAUUUAGUGGCCCAACAGGCCUGGCUGUGAUUUUUGUUACUCCUAGAAAUAUCAAGGAAUAUCUAUCACCACAUUCUAGUCAUUUGGGGUUCCAGGAUAAGGAUCCAAUGUAUUUACACCUUCUAGUUGUACUACUUUUCUGACCUGUAGAUUGGAGGCUAUAGUGUCUUAACAUGGAGUAAAGGAAGCCUCCAAAGGGGUCCACAUUGGGGGAGAAGGCCAUUUUCUCCAUGGAAGGAGUUUAGAGAGUAAUGAGCCUCUAGAUCUUGGAGAAUACGGUAGAACUGAGCAAAAAGUAACUUAGACGCUUAGUCUUUGGAACCCCUUCUAAUUACCAAAAUGUUGGAACACUUGUGCUAAAAGUGUCUAUACAAACUGCCAUACCCAACUGGAAGCAGGCUGCCGGGAUGAGAAUUAACCAUGUCCAGAACAAGGUGGAGUUGAGAUUUGGCAAUUAUGUAUCUGGUUCAUCUGACCAGAGGAGACCCAGCCAUGACAUAACUGUAACCUUGUUGAGAUGCCAUCUUUCUUCUUUGUUCAGCUCUAUUCUUGAGGGAAUUGGUUAAUGGAUGCACAUUUUUCGUGCUGUCCUUUGGUGCUGUCCGGUUAUUGUUGGCCAGAAAAAAGGAUUUCUUUCAUCAUAUAACACAGUAAGACCUGAGAAAAUGAAUAUGCCACAGAGACUUGAAUGAAUUACUUCUGACAUGUGAAUAAGGAUACAUCAUUUCUAUAUCUCUGUACCUAUUUUUUAUAUGAGGGGAAAGGCUCCAGCCUGUUGCCAAUUGAUAUUAUUCCCAUACACUCCAAUAUAUUCACCUGGUUCUGGUUUUUUUUGUUUUGUUUUGUUUUGUAUUGUACAAAACACCUAUAAAGCUGGGGUGGGGUGGGGAGAGUCAUUCAGUUUGGGAAUAAAUGGUAUUAAAAGAUCAUGAUUCUUUAACACA
Molecule: messenger RNA, 7970 nt
Organism: Monodelphis domestica (gray short-tailed opossum)
Lineage: Eukaryota; Metazoa; Chordata; Mammalia; Didelphimorphia; Didelphidae
Gene: TMEM271
Product: transmembrane protein 271
Source: RefSeq, a predicted model, not a curated record